Molecule: messenger RNA, 471 nt
Organism: Cataglyphis hispanica
Lineage: Eukaryota; Metazoa; Arthropoda; Insecta; Hymenoptera; Formicidae
Exons: 2
Coding region: 97-471 (124 amino acids)
Source: RefSeq, a predicted model, not a curated record
GAGGGAAGGAGAUGGUAUACUUAGUUAUUUUGCUCGCGCGCUUGUGGGAUUGGGUGUGGAGUUGUAUGCGCGUCGGCUGGUACGGACAGGUACCAAAUGCCACAAGGUCAAAACUCGCAUACAACGCGUAGAGCUUGGUGUACGAUUCCCUCCUCUUUCGGUCUGGAGAACCUCAAGGACUACGCGCGAUUAGCGUCCUUGGCAUUCGAACUUCUAACGAUCCAUAAACUGACUGAAACAGAAGAGAAAAAGAAACGCAAAGAAAAUAUUUCUAGCCAAGCUAGCGUAGCCAAGUGGCGUUGGAGAUCGACGUCGAAGAUCGCGGAUUGGUCGGCUGGAUUUCCGUCCACCAAUCCGCGGUCAUCUGUCAGACGGUCAUGCGCGACAUAUCUCUGCGUAUGCAGCCACGUUCAUUACGUUCAUGGCGGAUCGAGCGAGACGAGGGAUCUCUCGUCAGGGUGCAUGACGUAA